ACAAUUUUUUGUCAUGAUGUUCAACACAAAUUAAUGUCCACAGGCGGAAGACAUGUGUUGACAAUACCAAAGAACCACUUGUAUAUAUAAUCAGACUACACAUUACACUUCUCUUGUCCAAAAUCAACAAAUUUUCCAGCAAUUUCUUAGCAAAAGGUAUGUCGUCUUCGGAAAAUCCAGAGAUUGUCGAAAGGGUUUUCAAGGACAAAGACGAGGAGGAGAAAGAUGAGCAAAAGGGCAGUUUUAUUGAUAAAGUUAAGGGCUUCAUCCAGGAUAUUGGUGAGAAAAUCGAGGAAACAGUAGGUUUUGGAAAACCAACUGCAGAUGUCUCUGGAAUUCAUAUUCCUCAUAUCAAUCUUGAAAAGGCUGAAAUAGUUGUUGAUGUGCUUGUGAAGAACCCAAACCCCAUCCCAAUUCCUCUCAUUGACAUAAACUACUUAAUUGAGAGUGAUGGAAGGGAACUGCUUUCUGGAUUGAUCCCUGAUGCUGGAACGAUCCAUGCACAUGGUUCAGAGACCGUCAAAAUACCACUUAAUCUGGUUUAUGAUGACAUCAGAACUACAUACCACGAUAUAAAGCCGGGAAGCAUCAUUCCAUAUAAGAUCAAGGUUGACCUCAUAGUUGAUGUGCCUGUUUUUGGUAGGAUAACUAUUCCUCUUGAAAAAAAUGGAGAGAUUCCUAUACCUUACAAGCCUGAUAUUGAUGUUGAGAAAAUUCAUUUUGAGAGGUUCUCUUUCGAGGAAACUGUAGCAGUUCUUAAGUUAAAGCUGGAUAACAAGAACGACUUUGAUCUGGGGCUCAAUAGCCUUGAUUAUGAUCUUUGGCUCUCCGAUGUGAAUGUUGGUGGUGCAGAGCUUGAGAAAUCAGCUACACUUGCAAAAAAUGGAAUCACCUAUAUCGAUCUUCCAAUAACCUUCAGGCCCAAGGACUUCGGCUCUGCUCUAUGGGACAUGAUCAGAGGGAGAGGUACUGGCUAUUCCAUGAAAGGCAACAUUAAUGUGGACACACCCUUUGGAGCAAUGAAGUUGCCCAUUAGCAAGGAGGGGGGUACAACCAAUCUCAAGAAAAACAAAGAAGACGGGGGAGACGAUGAUGAAGAUGAGGAUUGAAGUUGGAGAUCGAUUUCGCAAGAGCGACGAUUUUUAUAGCGAAAAUGCCAUCUGCUGGUGGGGAUUUUUAGACAAAUAAAUACAAACUUUUACUUGGAUGUGAAAUAUGUCUACUUAGAUGUGUCUCUGCCUGUGUAACUUUUUGUGCUGAAUUGUUUGCUGUUAUUGCUGUGGUUGAUAUACUAUACUGCAACUAGCUAUUGCAAUUGUAAUGUUGUUGCAUUUCUUGUAUGUUCUAAUUCCUAUCUUAUGACUAAUGGUUUAUGUCUUAUGUAAUGUAUCAUACAAAUUGCCUCGUACGAUGGGUGUAUUUGUUCAACCUUA
This is a messenger RNA of Solanum lycopersicum (tomato), 1433 nucleotides long. RefSeq lists its product as uncharacterized. NCBI's taxonomy places the organism in Eukaryota, Viridiplantae, Streptophyta, Magnoliopsida, Solanales, Solanaceae. The record is from RefSeq and is a predicted model, not a curated record. Gene Ontology annotation, cellular component: cytosol. Gene Ontology annotation, biological process: response to desiccation.